Messenger RNA from Symbiodinium sp. CCMP2592, 750 nucleotides. Lineage: Eukaryota; Dinophyceae; Suessiales; Symbiodiniaceae. The record is from the annotation of a GenBank genome assembly.
AUGGAUCUGACCCAGCCUGGGAUUUGCCCAGAGACCAGCGAUCUUCCAAGGACUCCAAGGGCAGAGCACUGCGAGGUCGAAGGCCAGGGACGUUCCGAGGACUCCGACGAAUUAGCGGAGGAAGGUCAGGAGAGAGGCGAGGAGGAUGCGAAUUUGGAUGCUUGGCUGAGGGCUCAGUAUGCCAGUGACUUCUUGGCCAGCAUGGAGGCCACCCGCCCGGACAUCAUCCGAGCAGCGCCCGUCCAACAUGUACUUCGGGGCUUGGCGCGGCCCCUCCGAGCUGAUGGCGACUACGAUUUCUAUCACUUGAGCCACACGACAACAAGAGGUUACACGUUUUGGUCCCACAGCUGGCAUGGUUCUGUUCGCAGGAAGAUUGCUACUGUCUUCUUCCUCCACCUGGCCACGCCAGCCACAAUCAUUGGUACCGCAGCAGCAGUUUCUGUUUGCAUCUUGUUCGGACUUGGUCUGCUUCCUGAUGAUGCUGGCCAGAGCUGGUGGUGCUUGACGACAGGAUGCUUGAGCUACAUGUUCGCGAUGCUCUUCUGGCGGCCGCAGCAGCCGGUAUUUCUAGACCGAGUUUGCAUCUCUCAGACGAAACAAGAUCUCCAAGUGGAAGCACUGCUUAGCUUACGUGCUAUCCUGCAAAACGCCGACAGCAUGUUGGUGCUUUGGGACUCCUCCUGGGCGCAUCGUUUGUUUGUGUGUCUUCGAACUGGCCGCCUUCAUCCACAGCAGGCCCUCAGGUGA